This is a messenger RNA of Bufo bufo (common toad), 1663 nucleotides long. RefSeq lists its product as uncharacterized. The transcript has 7 exons. The record is from RefSeq and is a predicted model, not a curated record. NCBI's taxonomy places the organism in Eukaryota, Metazoa, Chordata, Amphibia, Anura, Bufonidae. Bases 269 to 1585 code for a protein of 438 amino acids.
CUAGCAGCCUGUCAUGUCUGUCUGUCUGUGGCCGCACGUCCUCCUUAUAUUCAUGGUUUCUGUUUGUUUUCUGCCGUCAUGGAGGAGGACGCACUACAGGUCCCAGCAUGUGGGGUGUGCACCUAGAAGUGGGAAUAGUCCCAGUAAUUGCUACUUUAUGACUCUUUUUCCAUGGAUAAUAAUGUGAUGUGACUUCUGUUUCUCUGCACCGUUUAGUCAGUGCUGUUAUCAGAGCGUCCUGGGUGAGGAGCCAUAGUCAUACAGCGGCAUGGAGGAGGCUCCCAAAGGGACCUUUGAAGAGGAGCUGGAAUGGUGCAUCCAUCAGCUGGAGACUGGGCUCCUGCGCCGCAAUCCCACGCCAAGACAAGUGACAGACACUGAGCGGGUACUGCGGGUCCUCCGCUCUCGGAAAGCUCCCUUUGUGAAGAAGAGGCAGGUGAUGAACCAAAUAUUUGGAAACUACCGUCAACAAAUGGCUGAGGAUAGACAGGCGCAAGAACAUGCAGCCAAUGAUCCCCCGGAACCUCAGAUUCAAGAAGUGACUGCUCGAGAUGCCCAAAGUAUCGCCUAUAGAAAGAGCUCAAAGGAUGUACAAGGUGGCGGCGGGCACUGGUCCACACCUUCCAGCAGUGACUUUUUCUUUAACUUCUUCCCUGAUCAGAAUGCAGAAGGUAGCACUGGAGCGGAAGACCAUGCCAAGGAGGUGAAAUGUCCCGACCCGCCGACUAGCCAACAGGACGGUGCUGUGUGUUUAGAUGGUGGCUCGGCUUUCACCUUCAAUUUUCAAAUCACAGAAAAAGCGUGUAGCACUUCAGAGAGCUCCUCAGCUCAACAGGCCACACAUAACACCUCAGGCGACCACCUUGACCCUCACCACAUGGCUCAGGCAGUUGCUCAGGAACGUUUGUCCUCUACAUUAGAUAUGGUGGCCAGUUCCUCAGUGGUGACGGCUAAGCAGACUGAAGACAAAAGUACGGCAGAGUCCCCAAAGAAGAAGAAGAAGAAGAAAAAGUCCAAGACUAAGAAUGUGGUGGCUCAGACACAGAACAAGGUGGAGGAACCUAGAGGAAAGGUGGAUCCGGUUCCACCCCUGAAGGAAGAACCUAAGCUUGUUCCCCAGUCAGGAGCUGAUGAGCUAAGAAGGGAACUGGAUUGGUGCGUAGAGCAGCUCGAAAUAGGACUACAGCGUCAGAAAUCGACUCCCAAACAGGUGGAGGAAGCGUUACGUGCCAUAAAGACUCUGCGCAGUGAGAAAGUACAGUUGGUAAAGAAACGGCAAGUCAUGCGGCUAAUGUUCGGUGACUACCGCCUGAAGAUGGAAGAGGAGAGGGUCAAACAGCUGAGACUGAUGCAAGCCGCGGCUAAAUCAGCAAGGAUGACCACAGUGACUCGGACAGCGAGACAGAACAGCAGCAAGGUUUUCCGAAAGAGCGUCCACAAAUCCUCGAGGAAUGCUGCACCUAAUUCUGCUGCUCCUGCAGACUCUCAGGGAAUCUCCGAUCAGACAGCAGCUCUGUCCUCAUCCAGUCAGCAAGAAUUCUCCUUCAGACCUUCCCAGGAGGCUUUCUGCUUUAACUUCUUCUAAUAGCCAGAACCGCACGACGUGGCAGCCAUUUUCUUGAGGACAAAUUUGCCCUUCUAUACCUUAGGGGGUGAAGUUCCU